This is a messenger RNA of Durio zibethinus, 1393 nucleotides long. Its product is annotated as flavonol synthase/flavanone 3-hydroxylase-like. NCBI's taxonomy places the organism in Eukaryota, Viridiplantae, Streptophyta, Magnoliopsida, Malvales, Malvaceae. The record is from RefSeq and is a predicted model, not a curated record.
UGUCUCCGUUCAAAGGCAGACUUCAACCGAGUUGGAACAGAACUUGGAAUGGUUGAUCCCCUCAUUCCCACGGUAGAUCUCUCAACUUUCUUUCGGGAAGAUGAUGAGGAUGGCAAGAGGAUGGCCAUGGAAAUCAUUACCAAGGCCUGUUCUGAGCAUGGUUUCUUCCAAAUUGUGAACCAUGGCGUGCCCAUAAAUUUGUUGCAACGGGCGCUUGAGCUGUCAAUGAUUUUCUUUGAGUAUCCAGCUGAAGAGAAACUCAAAAGUAGUCCAGCGUCUGAUGCACCUCUUCCAGCAGGAUACAGCAUGCAGCCCCAACACUCGACUGACAAGAAUGAGUAUCUAUUGAUGUUUCCACCAGGGUCUAGCUUCAAUGUUUUGCCUGAUAACCCACCUGAAUUCAAGCAAGUUUUGGAAGAUGUUUUCUCCAACUUGACAAAAACAGGUGUGCUUUUAGAGAGCAUAGUAAAUCAGUGCUUUGGUCUCCCUGCCAAUUUCCUCAGAGAAUUCAAUCAUGAUAGGAGCUGGGAUUUAAUGGCAGCACUUCGUUACUUCCCAGCUACUGAAACUGAGAACAAUGGAAUAAAAGAACAUGAAGAUUCCAAUAUCCUCAGCUUCGUGUUCCAGGACGAAGCUGGUGGUCUAGAAGUUUGCAAGGACGGGGAAUGGAUUCCUGUAAUCCCUGCAAAAGGCACAUUGGUGGUCAAUAUAGGCGAUGUUAUUCAGGUAUUGAGCAACAACAAAUUCAAGAGCGCAACUCACAGAGUGGUGAGGCCUAAAGGGAGAAGCCGCUAUUCGUUUGCCUUCUUCUAUAACUUGCAGGCAGAGAAAUGGCUUGAACCACUGCCACAGUUCAGUAAAGACAUUGGGGAGCCACCUAAAUACAGAGGAUUCCAAUACAAUGAAUACCUGCAGCUGAGAGUGAGGAACAAGACUCAUCCACCCAGUAGACCUGAAGAUGAAAUUCGCAUCACCCAUUAUAAAAUUAAUACUUAGCUGGAAUACUACUAGUAUGAUAUCAAUGUUCACUCUGUAAUCUUUUUCAAUUUCCAUUGCCAGGCAAUAAAACUUGAAUAAGUGUGAAGUUGAGGGCCUUGACAUUGUGAUGAUCCAGGGUAUUUGUAAUGUUUCGAUUUGGAAGUAGUAAGUAUGAUUAGUCAUAUCUUGUACAAAUUACGUUAUCUGCAAAACAUCAUUUACUAUAAGUUCUAUAAAUGAAAGUUAAGUUUUUGAUUGAACACUAUAAAAUGAAAUCUAAUAUGGAUAGGCAUCCGGGACAUAUAUAACUCACAUAGUUCAUAUAAUCAUUCUUAAGAAAUAUCAUUCUAACAGAUUUAAAAUUCAAAUCCCUUUCCAAUUUCCAAGCUAUGGCUUCCUGUGUAAAAGGAUUUAA